Messenger RNA from Paramisgurnus dabryanus, 4180 nucleotides. It is a transcript of the gene itpkb, whose product is annotated as inositol-trisphosphate 3-kinase B. Gene Ontology annotation, molecular function: inositol hexakisphosphate kinase activity. NCBI's taxonomy places the organism in Eukaryota, Metazoa, Chordata, Actinopteri, Cypriniformes, Cobitidae. The record is from RefSeq and is a predicted model, not a curated record. Gene Ontology annotation, cellular component: cytoplasm; nucleus. Gene Ontology annotation, biological process: inositol phosphate biosynthetic process; phosphatidylinositol phosphate biosynthetic process.
UUCAGUCUCACUGUCAUUUAACUUCCUUCCUGCCUUUUGUACAUUAAACAAACACACAGAUCUGACGCGACGUGUCGAACAGCGCCGAGCGACGGACUACAACGCUGCGCGAUGCAAAGCAACAAAGUAACAUUUAUUUAAAUAGACAAAAGAACUCGCGCAACGUAACCCGACAGCGCGCGAGCUGCAGUUAUUAUUCUGCUACGUUUCCAAAAGACGCGAACUGGGAAGAUAAGCGAGCGUAUAAACGAAAGAGUUUGCAACAAGGAUCCGAUCAAACCAAGAUCCUCAGAUGUUUGACAUCAGCGUGGUCGUGGCCGAGGCCUCGCAAUCGUUGCUGUGUGCAUGGUAAAAAGAUAAAGCAUCUCCGCUAAGGAGGAUAUUAUAUCUGAAUGAGCAAAGCAUUCUGGGAUUGUAUUGUACCGUGCAUGCUGGCUUUCCUUCAGUCCCUCCUGAUGAUGGUUGGCUUUGAAGGCCAGUGGACGAAAAGAACUGGGAACUAAAUGGGAGCACAAAAGGACAGAGCCGGACUGCCACUAUGGCAGCUUAUGCUCUGAACAGCCUGGUAAUGAUGAACCCCAAUAAUCUGACCAAAAAUAGCAGUCCUCGUACAGGAAGGCCUGUUCUCCCGGUGCCCAUUCACUCUCCGCGUAGCCCAGUGCUGGGGGGCAACGGAGGCACCUACAGCCCAGGCAUCAUGAGCCCUGGGUCUCCGGGAAAAACCUUUGUCUACCCAACUGUUACCAGUCCUAGCAGUCCGAGGGCACGUUCUCCAUGUCGACCGCCUGAACUGCUGGGGGUGAACGUGGGCAGUCGUGUGCGCAGACUGAGUGGGUCGGAUCAAGACAAAGAGCAGGUGAGCGAAGUGCGUCGUGCUGUUCAGCAGCAAGAGAGAGACAGCGAACUGCAGAACGUGGAAGUGAACAAAAAAGUGGGCCUGUUUGAGGCCCACAUCUCGGCCCGAGCUCACAGCAGAGAGGUCCAGCGAAGUCCACGGAUUUCAAGGAGAUCGAGCCCAUCCGUUUGCCCGACAGCUCAACUUGGCAGACUCUCCUUAAACGCAGAGGAAACACUUUUGGAUAACAAGGAACAAACAACGGGGAUCCCCAAAGAACUGCAAAAUGGAAAAGGAUUCUGUUGCCCGGAGGGGGGGCUGCAGGUCAGCAGCGGUGAGGAGAACAACGGGGCCAACCCAAAUAGGGAAGAGGGCGGCCCACUUGAGAGCAGAUCAGCUGGAACUAAGAGGGAAGCUGACAGCCGUAACGACAGGACUUCACAACAGCUUAACAGCAAUUUGACUGCCAGCGAUAACUCAUCAUCUUGGACCGAGACAUGUUUGGCCAAGGUGGGAGCUGAGCGAACAGAAACCCAGGGAGAGCCAGACGGGGGCGGCCCAGAAGUGGGCGCCAUCCCCGCUGUCAUUAUCACGGACCACGGCAUGGAGGUCAGCGGGGACGGCACGGAACCCCAGGUCAGCCCUCAACCUUCCAGAGCUUUGAGGAAGCUGUCCUCUUCAUCCGCUUCUUCAACGGGUUUCUCGUCUUCCUGGGAGGAAUCUGAGGACGACAUCUCUAGCGACCCUGAACGGUCACCAGCCUUCUUACAGACUCAACAGAAAGCGCAUAAAUCAUGGAAGAAGAUCAAGAAUAUGGUUCACUGGUCGCCAUUUGUGAUGUCCUUCAAGAAGAAGUACCCAUGGAUCCAGCUGGCUGGCCAUGCAGGUAAUUUCAAGGCAGGUGCUAAUGGUCGUAUCCUGAAGAAACACUGUGCGUGUGAGCAGCAAUGUCUCGACAGGCUGAUGAAAGAUGUGCUGAAACCCUACGUCCCUGCGUAUUUUGGAGAUGUGGAGAAGGAGGGAGAGAAGUACAAUCAGAUGGAGGACUUACUGGUGGAUUUUGAUCUGCCCUGUGUCAUGGACUGCAAGAUGGGUGUCAGGACGUAUCUGGAGGAAGAGCUGACAAAAGCCAGAAAGAAGCCCAGCCUGAGAGCCGACAUGUAUCAGAAGAUGAUAGAGGUGGACCCUAAUGCUCCCACGCCUGAGGAACAUGAACAGAAAGCGGUCACUAAACCGCGAUAUAUGCAAUGGAGGGAAACCAUCAGCUCCACCGCUACGUUAGGGUUCCGUAUUGAGGGCAUCAAGAAAGAGGAUGGCACGGUAAACAGGGACUUUAAAAAGACCAAGACCCGGGAACAAGUGACUGAAGCUUUCCAAGAUUUUGUCAAAGGCAACCAGAACAUCCUGAAUUCCUAUCUGAAUCGGCUAAAGGAAAUUAAGGACACUUUGGAGGUUUCGCCAUUUUUCAGAACACAUGAGGUGAUUGGCAGUUCUCUCCUAUUCGUCCACGACAAACAGGAACAGGCGAAAAUAUGGAUGAUAGAUUUUGGGAAGACCACUCCGUUACCGGAUGGGCAGGAGCUGUGCCACAGGGCGACCUGGGUAGAGGGUAACAGAGAAGACGGCUACCUCUACGGCCUGGACCACCUCAUAGACAUUGUUACCGACAUGCUAGCUCCUAAACCCGACUAGAGUAGGAUUUCAUCUUCUCUCCCUGCCCUCGGGCGGGUUGCCUGCACUACAGUUCGAGACCUCUCGGGUUACCCUAAAGCUAUCUUAACCGAUCCCCCAUUUCACCAAAAAGAAAACUGUAAAAUUUUUAACGAAAUGCCACGGUGGCCUUUAAUUUGUAUGUAUGUAAACUUGUAGAUGCUGUACAUAUGUAGUGUAAAAGCCAGUGUUUUUAGUUCAAGAGGUGUGUGAAUAGAGUCUUUGCAGCUAGCGCUUUAACAAACAGGUGAAUUGUUACACUUCUCCUCCACUUUUUAUGCCAGGUCUUUUUGUUAGUGUUACGGAUUUAUGUCAAGCACUUACAGCUACACUUUAGUUUACAAAGGUUUACAUACACCUUGCAGAAUCUGAUUUUAUUAACGAGAGCAAUCACAAAAAAUUACUUUGCUUUUGAUUUAGUACUGCUGUGAUAAAAGCUAUUUGUAAAUAUAUAAGCUAUAUAUACACAUGACAGAUAUUUCUAGAGGACAAAAUAGUUACUGAACUGACAUAAAUUAUACAUACCUUCACAUACUAAUAUUGUCUGUUUGUAGCAUUUUGUGAUACCUCGCCUGUGGUUUCCCAGCAUGCAAUGCAUGCUCAACCUCUCUCCACAUUGACUUGAUGUUGAGAUUCAGCUUUGCCACUGCAGACAAUUGAAGGAGUUAAACACAACAAUACAAGCAGUAUGUAAACAAGGUAGUUAAAUCAUAUGUAUUUUACGAGAUGGCUAAUUCGUAUUAAUUCAUAAAACCACAUUUGUACAUUUCUGUACAAUCUGCUUACGCCUGUGACGUUUGCCUUAAGCUCGGAGUAUAGUUUGCUUUUUACAACAAUUUUUUUCGAACGUACAGCCUUGAAGCAUUGUUAUUUGACUCGUACGUGUACACAAACGUUUGACACAUUCGCAUUGCGACAAAAUGCUAUGCAUCUCCUGGGCUACAUAUUACAUUCUCCUGUACGUCCAUGCAUGCGCAACCUACACGCGUCUAAAAAAAAUUGCCGUUCUUGCGUACUAUUCUGAUGAUGGGAUUUGCAUCACGCACACUUUACGUUGACCCUCGCGUAUGCAUAAAAAUGUGACUAUAACCAGCAGGCAUAUGACCGACCUUCAACGUUGAAAUUUGUUUGAAAUAAGGUCAGUUGUUUGUUCAACGUUGAAACAACGGUGAAUGGUAACUGGUUCCAAAAAGUUCAUAAAAUACUUAAAAAUCAACGUUGAAAUUUAAUUAAAAUAAUGUCAGUUGGUGUUCAACGUUGAAUAAAUUUGCAAAAUCAAAAGUUAAUUCAAUGUUGAUUCAACCUUGUCCUUGAUGUUGAUUCAACAGUGAAUCAACUUUGAAAAGCCUGCUGGGUACUUGUAGCUUUAUGGGUGGGGUUUCAAUAUAUAUAUAUAUAUAUAUUUUUUUAUAAUCAUAAUUACAAAUUAGCCAAUUCAAAAAAUACGUACAAACUGCUGUGAGAUCAGGCUGGAUAGUUUAUGUAAUUUUUAUAUUAUUUUGUCUAGGGCUGUCAAAAGAUUAAUCGCGAUUAAUCGCAUACAAAAUAAAAGUUGGUGUUUGCAUAUUUUAUUUUUGUGUUUAUUGUGUGUAAUUAUUAUGUAUAUAUUAAUACACACAUACACAAAAUUUUUUG